Messenger RNA from Mya arenaria, 3383 nucleotides. RefSeq lists its product as uncharacterized. Gene Ontology annotation, cellular component: nucleus. The transcript is spliced from 6 exons. NCBI's taxonomy places the organism in Eukaryota, Metazoa, Mollusca, Bivalvia, Myida, Myidae. The record is from RefSeq and is a predicted model, not a curated record. The coding region runs from base 208 to 2763 and encodes 851 amino acids.
CUGUUAAAAUCACGGACUUCAGCAGAGUAAUAAUACACUGGCUAGUCUAAAGAUGGGUAACAGACCUAUCAAAAAACUCCUUAUCACGACCUUGGUAGUGAUUUCUUGCUUUUACAAAAGUGAAUGAUCCCAAACAAAACAACAACAAAUGACAUGUAUUUUUUGUGACUGUUAGCUACUAUCAGGCUUGCAGCAGAAGACAGAAACAUGCAUUUAUGCUCAGCAGAUAAAAAUAUUCCAUGGAAUCAAGUAAAAGCUCUUAUUCAGGGGCGCUGUGAGAACACAGAACCUUUCACGUGUGCAGCAUGUUUAGCUUCAUUUGAAAAUAUAUGCUUGUUGCAUUAUCAUUGCAUUCAGCAUAAUGGAACUGGAUCCUACUCCUUUGAUAGCAAGACGAACACAGCCUUUCCAAGGUAUGAUUACCAUUGCAAAUCAUCCCUAGUGACGGAUGAUGACUUUGACUUAGACAAACAUGGCGACAAUGUAACAAUUCUUUAUGGAAGGCCUGGUAAUUUUGGGUUUAAUGAUGGAAGUAUGAUCGACAAUGAAGAAGAGGAUAAGUUGGAAGAAAAUUGUGCUGAAUGUCCUGAUGAGGAUACAGAUGUUACUAAUAAUAGUCAUCAAAAAGAUGCCAUUGGAACAGUACAGAUAAUAGAUACUGAGGAAAAUAAUGCUAGUACAAACAGUAUUCCUGUUGAAAUAUGUAAUGUUACGAGAACCCCUGAAGGCUGGAUUGUGUUUGAAAUUGCUGAAGACCAGUUGAAUCUUUACAAUGCAACGGCCGACAUUGUAAUGCAGGAAAUUUCAAAACAUGGAGAUGACUGGUUCUUAAAAGCAGCAUCUGGUGUCACUGUCAUUGUUCCAACAUCAGAACCACAGGCCAGUCAGGAAAACAUACUGCCAGUCACUGAGAGCAUUGGUGGUGAACAUUCGGAACCCACAUGUUCUAAUGGAAUGACUGAGCCAAUGCAUUUAAACAAGUGCCUUGAAGAUUGUGCUAGUGGUGAUGAGAAUGAUUGUUUGUCAGACACAAGCAAGACAUCACAUAUAAAGGCAGCUGAGAAUAAAAAUAGGCAAUCUUUUGUUGCAGUUUCUGACAAAGUAAAGGAUAUACCUGAAACAAUUCAUAUAGGAAGUUUAUCAGUAUCGACCAAUGUUAAAUUUGAUAAAAAGACAAAAGAGGAUAGACCAUCAGAUGCUGUUAUCACUUCCUUGGCUUCAAGACGUCCUGUUAGAAACAGGCGAUUGACAGCGAAGUUUAUUGAUAGUGAGUUUGUGCAAGAUUUGCCGCUGUUCACUGGAAGUCAAACUCACGAGCCAAGAAAAUCGGAAACAAGUAUGUUCAGCAAACAGAACAGUGAAAAUGAAACGGAAAGUCAAAAUGGCGAAAACAAUCAAUCUACAUUUGAAACUGGGUUUUUUAAAAAUGAGACUAGCAAUGAAAUGAUCACAGAGACUUCACACUGCAGCAACAACGGCAAUGAUAAAUCAUUUACAGCAGCAGAGGGUACUGGUCUUGACACAAGUAGAACUAAGAAAAGAAUUCAAAAACUGAAAAUCAAGAGUAAAGUAUUGAAUGUAACCAAAUCUAGAAGAACCAAGAGUAAGAAUAAAUCUAUUCUUGGAAGAGAUGGGAAAAAGAAGACCCAUCGAUGUGAAACAUGUGGAAAAGUUGGGUCAAUUCAGAUGGUGCGCUAUCAUGAGCAGGUCCAUUCCGGCAAUGCACAGUUUUGUUGUGAUGUUUGCAACAAACGAUUCUACACUAAAGAAGCACUAAGGUCCCAUAUGAUCCAGCAUGGCGAGCGCAAGUGGAAGUGUCCACACUGUGAUGCAGCGUUCUUCAAGAGGAACUACCUCGAGAACCACGUGCUCAAGCAUACGGGAGAGGACCCUUUCAGGCACCAGUGUGAUUUAUGUGGCGAGAAAUUUAAAGAGAGCUACAUUCUCCGUAGACAUGUGAAAAACUACCACAAUCAGAUAAGAGACUUCCAGUGUCGUAUCUGCAAGAGGAUGUUUUUCCGAGCCGACUCCAGGGACCAGCACGAACAGCGCCAUUACGAGGCCUACUUACAAUGUUCCUAUUGCCCGAAGAAGUUCAAGGCUAAGCUAGAUCUCAGAAAGCAUGAGUUGACACACACAGGUGAUAAACAGUUCUUUUGCCCGAUCUGUAUGCAGGGAUUUGGUCAGAUCUGGCCUUAUUAUAAACACAUGUGGAGAAUACAUAAUGUGCAGAAGGAUAGGGCGAAAGAAAUGAGAAUUAAGAAUCCAGCGAUAGUGAAUAUGAGAAAUAUAAAUGACGAAGAGAGGACUUGUGGUGAAGAAAUUAUCCUCCCGCCAGAAAAUAGAAAGAUCGUGCAAAAUGAGGUGAAAAUGAUUUUCAGGCACAGAAAAAGCGCUGAACAACAACCAGUUGUGGAAAAUGUUAAUCAGAAUAUUAACCAGAAUCAUAGCGUUAUAUAUACAGAUGUCCAUGGAAACAUUCUAGAGGGUGUUACAUUUUCAUCCGAUGUUCAAGAAAGUACUAACAGCAUUAAUGAUAAUGAAAAUUAUGGAAACACUGACAAUACAGAAACUGACGUUACACUAGAUGACACACUUGUGCUUAAUGUUGAAGAAAGGAUGGGGCAAGAUGGAACUAUUGUCAUCAAUACGAACGAUAUACCGGAGGAUGGGGGGAGCUAUAUAAUGUUGGACGAUGGUCAAAUAGUUGGAAGUGUGGUCAUCUGCUCGGACAAUGCUAAUACUGAUUUACAAUACACAUGAUAAGAAAAGUCAUGUUUUGGAUGCUAAUAUAAUGAAAGUCAGUGUCAGAGAACACUCCAGAAUUUGAUUUGAUGAUUAUUUCUUUUGGAUGAAGCAUUUGUGAUUUAUUUUUUUAUUUUUAUAUUUGUGCCCAUAAUAUAUAGGAACUCCUAACCAAAUCAUAGAAGUCUGGAAUUUAAUGGUAUCUUCUUCUCUUGAUAGACAUUGUAAAAUCAUUAAUUUGUAUUGGUAUUGCUUAUUAAUGCUCCAUAUACAAAUCCAAUGUCAAUACAUGAAAUGAGAUGAAUGUCAUGAAGACGUAUGGAUACACAAACUGUUGUUUACUAUUUGAUCAUAGGACAACAAAAUGGCUUGAUCAUUUCUGACACACAACUGCAAGAGCAAAUGACCAAUAUAAAAGGAGAAUCAAGGGUAUUAUUUCCAUUCCUUAACAUGCUUUGUGACAUUAUGCAAUGUUGAUUGUUUUUGUUAGUGGUACAGUUGUGUGUCAGUAUUCAUUGGAUAAAAAACUGUGAUAAUUUAUUAAAAUCAUAGUUCAAAUGUAAAUAAUUGUGUUCAUUUUAUAAAUGUUUUUUUUUUUUGCUGUUAGCCUUUGAUUUGUUAAUUUGAAUAAACUGAUA